This is a messenger RNA of Cynoglossus semilaevis (tongue sole), 2146 nucleotides long. RefSeq names its product chaperonin containing TCP1, subunit 5 (epsilon) (gene cct5). The transcript has 11 exons. Gene Ontology annotation, molecular function: ATP binding; ATP hydrolysis activity; ATP-dependent protein folding chaperone. Gene Ontology annotation, biological process: protein folding. The record is from RefSeq and is a predicted model, not a curated record. Bases 327 to 1952 code for a protein of 541 amino acids. NCBI's taxonomy places the organism in Eukaryota, Metazoa, Chordata, Actinopteri, Pleuronectiformes, Cynoglossidae.
UGAUUGGGGGAAACCAUUUUAACACUUGCACUUUACAUCAUCUGUUUUGGAAAUAUAUGUAAGUUAAUGUUAAAAUAAAACGUCCGUGGUGUUCUGUUUAUGGCACUAUUGACGUUUAUGUGUAGGAUACAAUUGACAAUUGAGUAAUUGUUAAACAAUGAUUUUUUUUUAAGCCACUUGGUCCCGCCCUCGCCUCCCGUGGAUCCUUCCAGAAGUCGCCGGCAGACCCGUGCGGCUCUCAACAAAGCCUCACUCCAGACAUAUACACCUUAAAGUCUUAAUUUCAUCAGUUAAACACUUUAAGGUGUCUUAUCUACUCGUUCAACAUGUCCAGUUUGGGGACGCUCGCUUUUGAUGAGUAUGGGAGGCCUUUUAUCAUCAUUAAGGACCAAGACAAGAAGACACGGCUAUCGGGCAUAGAAGCAUUGAAGUCUCACAUUAUGGCAGCUAAGGCAGUUGCGUCAACGCUUAAAACAUCUUUGGGACCUAAUGGUCUUGACAAGAUGAUGGUUGACAAGGAUGGUGAGGUCACUGUCACCAAUGAUGGUGCCACUAUUCUCACCAUGAUGGAUGUGGACCAUCAAAUUGCCAAACUUAUGGUGGAACUGUCAAAGUCCCAAGAUGAUGAGAUUGGUGAUGGAACCACUGGAGUUGUUGUGCUGGCUGGGGCUCUUCUCGAUGAGGCAGAGCAGUUGCUGGAUCGCGGUAUCCAUCCCAUCAGGAUUUCUGAUGGUUAUGACCAGGCUGCACACAUUGCCAUUGAGCACCUGGACAAAAUAGCAGAAACCUUUCCCUUUGAUCCAAAAAACAGAGAACCACUCAUUCAGACUGCCAUGACCACACUGGGAUCCAAAGUUAUCAACCGGUGCCACAGACAGAUGGCAGAGAUUGCAGUAAAUGCCAUUCUAACUGUCGCUGAUAUGGAAAGAAAGGAUGUUGACUUUGAGCUUAUCAAAAUGGAAGGCAAGGUGGGAGGCAAGCUUGAGGACACACAGCUCAUCAAGGGAGUUGUGGUUGACAAAGAGUUCAGCCAUCCUCAGAUGCCCAAGGUUCUUAAAGAUGUUAAAAUUGCUAUCCUUACCUGCCCAUUUGAGCCCCCUAAACCCAAGACCAAGCACAAGUUGGAUGUAACCUCUGUGGAAGAUUACAAAGCACUCCAGAAAUAUGAAAAGGAAAAGUUUGAGGAGAUGAUCCAGCAGGUCAAAAGCAAUGGCGCUAAUUUGGCGAUCUGCCAGUGGGGCUUUGAUGAUGAAGCCAACCACCUUCUGCUGCAGAAUGAACUGCCAGCCGUGCGCUGGGUUGGUGGGCCUGAGAUUGAGUUGAUUGCAAUCGCCACAGGGGGUCGCAUUGUGCCAAGGUUCUGUGAGUUGACACCAGAGAAACUUGGUACAGCAGGUGUGGUUAAAGAGAUCUCCUUUGGCACUACAAAGGACCACAUGCUGGUCAUUCAGGAGUGUAAAAACACCAGGGCUGUAACUAUUUUCAUUCGUGGAGGCAACAAAAUGAUUAUUGAAGAGGCUAAGCGUGCGCUCCAUGAUGCUUUGUGUGUAAUUCGCAACCUUGUCAGAGAUAACCGUGUGGUGUAUGGAGGUGGAGCUUCAGAGAUUUCAUGUGCCCUUGCUGUCAAUGAGGCUGCAGAGAAAUGUCCAUCAUUGGAGCAGUACGCCAUGAGGUCAUUUGCUGAUGCUCUGGAGGUUAUCCCAAUGGCAUUGGCUGAGAACAGUGGGCUGAGCCCCAUUCAGACAAUGACAGAAGUCAGAGCCAAACAGGUCAAAGAGAACAACCAUUUCCUAGGCAUUGAUUGUCUGCAGAACAAUACCAACGACAUGAAGCAGCAACAUGUAAUCGAAACCUUGAUCGGCAAGAAGCAACAGAUCUUGCUGGCUACACAGGUGGUUAAGAUGAUCCUUAAGAUCGAUGAUAUCAGAAGCCAGGGAGAGAGCGAGGAUUAGAGUCUUCCCUGAACAUCAUCAAAGUUCGGCUGUGCUCUGGAAAACUGAAUGACGUGUGUUCUGUCAUAGAGGCUUUCGGCACUUCCCCUGAGCACCAGGUCCAAAACCGCACUGCAUAUUGCUAUUUAUAAUUUGAUACAAAAUGUCCCCGCUGUUGUCGUAUCAAAGUCAUCAUUAAAGUGCUAAAAUUUCAA